AUGUUAAAUUUGAGACAUUUAAAAUUAAAGUAUUCGACCAUAAAAUUAGUAGCGCAGUACUAAAGUUGUGCAACACUGUCUUUUAGUAUGUUUUGGGAGUGUCUUUCUAUUCAUUCACUCUCCUCAUUCAGCUAUGUGAAUGUAUUGGUUAAAGGGGCAACGAUGGUUUCGCCCGCGCGAUUGUUUUGGUACAUGCACAAAGAGCAAAAUAAAAACAAUUUGUCUUCUGACGUCGAUGGUUACGGCGGCAAUAACGAUUGAAAAAUUUGACGUUUCCUGUGUAGUUAAUGUGGCUCUUAUUUGCUAGUUUUGUGCAGUAUUUACACAUUUAUUUGGAAAAAAGACUUUAAAUUAAAUUAUCAAUAUAUUUGUUAAAACAAAAACGACAAAAUCUAUGUGUAAGGUGAAUAUUAGUUUUAAAUACAUGUGAAAAUUCGAUGGCUAGAAUGAACAGUGAAACGUGUGAUGUGAGAUGAUACAAAACAGGCCAGACGACGCAGCUGCAUAAAGUGGUACAUAAAAACAAGAAGGGCGACGUCGACGCUUACAAAUAGCUAUAUCAAAAUGAGAAAAUGGCAAAACGAAAAUAUAAACAGUAGAAAUAAGAAAGAUGAUGAUGAUGAUCGUAUAAAUGAUAAUGACCAUAAUGGGGCUGUGUUUGUCGUUGCGUUGUUACGGAUGAUGAAUGCCAAUCAGUUAUGGAGCAGGAAAUGUAAACGUGCUAUAAAGUGUGUGUAUGUAUACACGCAAGUUCCAAGACCAAAAUGUGAAGUAGUUUUAACGGUUUCUUUGGACGGGCAAUCACUGAUGCGGUUUUUACUUUGUUCAAAGCGUUUUAUUUAUGUUUCUUCUUCUAUCUUACUUCGGUGUCAAUGUACUUAAGAAUGUUCGGUAUAUUUACAGAAAUUAUUAACGUGAAAAUAAUAAAUUGCAAAAAUCACAGUACCAAGAUAAAGUGUUUACAUACAUUGAGAACAUUUACACUACAUACACGUAUAAGCAUAAAAGAGAACAGGCCAAUCGCGACUACUCACGAAAGAGCGGGGAAGUAUAUAAGAAACUCUGUUAUUUUGGACAUGUCAUGUCAGCAAGUAUCACGACUCACUACAACAACAGCAAAAGAAGAUUUAUCUGAAGAUCAGGAUCCGUAUGUGUUCACAGAAACAGUGCCAACCACGCCACCCAUUUUAUUUAACGCUCAGAAAUCGCGAAGCCGAGUUUUUGUAGACACGCAAGCAAUAACAACAACACCACCAAUACCAAUACAAACAUUAUCACCAACACCAGCUGCUGUAGCAACAGCAACUACAAUAGCGCCAACCAUAGCAGCACCAACGCCUGCGACAUUAACGCUCGUCACAGCUGCCGCCAAUAAGCGACAAACCACGCCAACAGUUACAACCAACAACCACGCAAAAUUAAAAUUCAAUCAGAAACUGCCAUUGGGACCGUUGAAUGGCAAUAAUACAAAAACGCAGGCGACAACGACGUUGGCUGCUGCAACGGGCCAUAAUGGGUCCACAGCAGCGGCAACGUCAAAAGUCGUUUCGCCUACAACUGUGAAAAUGACAAAUUCGCAAUCUCAAUCUCACAAGCAGCAGCAGCAGCAGCAAAGGAAAGCUCUAAAUGUAUGUAUAGUGCGACCUCAGCAGCAGCAGCAGCAGCAACAACAACAUCAUCUUACUCCGACUUUGCGACAGCAACAGCACUAUAAAGGGCAACAGCAGCAGCAGCGAAAGCAAUCAGCUUCACCGCCGCCGCUGCUACAACACACGCCAUCAUUAUGGCAGACACCGUUGCUGUUGGACACAACCUCUGCAGUGGUUAGCCCACCGACAUCACCCGCUUCAAUGUCCUCACCAACAGUUGAAACUAGCAUAACACCCACUUCAGUAACGUUGUCCACAGCAGCAGCUACGGCUAUGGUAAGCCCGUUGAUUACUGUAUCGGCUACACCAUUACCACCAUCCAAAUUCCAUCACAACACAUUGGCACAGCAUUUACAGAAAGUCGAAUGCAUUAAAAAGCCAAAGAAAUCAAUUGUUGGCGUCGAUGGCAUAAAUAGCAAACAAGUGGUGCAGUUUGCACCACACCAAUAUAAUCAGGAGCAAGAUGUUUUGCUUAAACAACAUCAGCAACAGCCACAGUUGAUGUUGCAGCAACAACACUUAAAUGAAGUAGGCGCCAAAACUGUAGUAGUGCAACCUACAUCAACCCUCACGAAUACACAUUUGUCCCAACAGUCCCAAACACAAAUGCAGAUGCAAAAGCCAUACGUGAUGGCCACAUCUUCAGCACCGCCACCGUUGCAGGCAAUUCAGGCGGUUACACCACCACAACAUUCCGAUUCCGAUUUGAAUGAGAUUCCAGUAAAUGUUAUAUUUCGUAAGCCUCAAGCCUCGGGUGAAAGACUUCAUACGCAACUCAGUGGCAAUGUAAAUGUUAGUGCAGCGGGUACUAACAGCGACAAAGUCAAUGCAAAGGUAAACAGUAAUAGAAGCUCAGCACAGGAGGCAGCCAAAAAAAUUUCAACAAAUAUAAAACCGAAAAAUAUGCGCAUUAUACCAUCCAUUGCUCAGCCGAAGAGAAAGUCGAUUCCAAUCCUGGCUGCAGAAGCCACAACAUUAACAACAACAAGUUCACAGCCACCUCCAAGUGUGCUACGCGAUAUUGUUUUCACGCAUACUGGCACUGUGAAGUUUGCAACCAACAAAGAAGAUACUUCGCCGCCACCUGCCCACAUAUACAACGCACCUCGAGCUCAACCACCUGCGGCUAUAACAAAACAGCAACAAAAUAUGUCUUCCGUGGCCAAGCCACUACCACUACCACCACCACCACCACUACAACCACAAACACAAUCACUUAAAUAUGCUACUACAAUAACCCCUGCUCAAGAUACACGAAAGCCGGUAGAAGUUGUUAAAAACAUGUGCGAGGAACAGAGUUACCCGCAAAAAAUAACAGAUACCAACAAAACAAUCGUUGCGGCCAAAGCCACUUCUGCGACUGCAAAGAAUAUACCGAAACGAAAAACACCUGCCCCGCCUAUGUUUGUAACAAAAAACAAAAAUCACUUGCCACCCUUCAUAAAAAAGCGCAUCAACAAAAUGGGUCCUGUUCAUCGAACACAUGAUAAUGAAAUGAUGAUCAGUGGCAAUGCUGUGUCAGAGAGCGGCGUUGGCGCCAAUGCACAAAUCAAACACAAUCACCAUGCAGUGGCGGUGGUAAAGAUGUCGACAGCCGAAAUUGAGGCUGAUACCACAUUGUUGGCAUCUGCCUCAGUUUUACCAUAUUGCGUACAGAAACAUUGGCUAUAUAUAACCCGUGAGUCGCAGUUUGUUCGGGGUGUUGGUGUGGUUGCAUCCACAGUUGGUAAAAGUGUUGAUACGUUGAAAGAAAUUUUUAAGUCGGCUAACGAUCGCGAGCUGUAUAUUACACAGAGGAAAACGCUUUUGCAUCGUCAGGCUUUGCAGCUUCUCUCCACACAUUCGUUGCAGAAACUGCCAAUGCAGGCAGCAAAACGCCGAUUGAUGUGCGUGGAUCGUUUGUUGCGAAAAUACCAACGUCACGGCGAGGAAGAUCUAACCGCUGAAACGAUAUGUAAUUUCGUGGGUUGCACUAAAUACGUUCUUGAAAUGGCGGAUCAAUGCGAAGAUCACAUUGUAAACAAUAUGUCACAGCACAUCUUCUUGCCGUGUACGGCGAAGUUCGCCGAUAAUACCCAAUGCCGUAUCCCGGUAUUCGAUAUUAUACACGAUCUGCCGUUGUGUACAGAGCAUGCGCGUAAGCGUGAUGCCUAUAAUCGCGCUAUGCAUUAUCAACAGCGUUCAGGAAAUCAAAAAUAUGCAGCGGCCACGCUCACCACACCAAUGACACAACCACCAUCAAUGGAUUGUGGUGCAGGGGACUUGUUACAUCAACUACAGCAAAUUAAGUACCAACAUAAACAACAACAGCAACAGCAACAGCAAUUAAACACUCAAAGUAGUCCACAUAAUGCUGCCGCUACUAUGGGCAAGAGCAAAAAGUCGGCUAAUGUGAAAUCGACAACUGCCCGCAAACGCAAAGCAUCUAAUACACCGGCGGCUAAUACGGUUGGUCGCACGCAAAAGCGAGCACGCAAAGUGGGUAUUAACGGUACGCCGUCCGUGUCUGUUGUAGCUGCUACAAUAGCGCCUUUACAAUUGACUUCAGCAGUGCUGCAACGUAAGAGCAGUACUACUUCACUAGAAUCAAUCGCAAGUAAUUCGCAAUCCUCCAGCUCGCAGCCGCAUUAUAUCUCUUCGAAUAUGAAUGUUCAAGGUCAAUGUAAGAUUGCAAUGCCGGCAUUGGCUCCGCUCAGUGGACAUAAUGCGCCAGUUGUGAGUAAUACUUUAACAUCGGUACCUGCGCCUAAACGUAUGCUUCAUUUCAACACCAAUAGUGUUUAUAAUAGCGGUGCAACAAUAGGCACAAACACCGCUGAUAAAGUGAUGGCUCAAGAUUUCAAACCACCGGAAAUCAAUCAAUUGGUGGCACAAUUUUCUGUAGCAGUGAAUAACAGUAAUAGCAACAGCAAUAACACAAAUAACAAUGAAAAUAGCAAUAGCUUCAACACAUACAAUAAUAGUAACAGUAUAAAUAACUGUUACAAUUACAUAACCACAAAUAGUGAUUCCAACUUCACUUCGGCGCUAGGCUCGUCAUCAUCUUUACCUUCGUCAUCGGAGGAAUUAUUCCGACAGGAUUUGUUGAGCGUUUGUGAGAACAGUUCAGCAUAUGCUAGCUCUGAGGAUACCGGCUUGGGUGGUUUGAGUGAGACUGAACUGAUGGUUGGACCCAAUGAUGCAGAUGAUAUACCGUUGGGCGAUACACGUUUGCUGGAGGAGCACGACUUGGCGAAUGUGCUUAGUGGGCUGCCAGAGGAUGCAUUCAAUGAGUUAUUUACCGCAGUGCAUCAAGAAGAACGUGAGGAAGUCGAGAGAGCUCUCGAAUUGGCUGAUAAACAUCUAAAGAGUCUUCAGCAGACAAUUGGUUCGGAUAUCGAUUUCUUAGCUGAUUUUCCUGACGAUGAUGAGAUUCUAGCUGAUACCGAUGCAAUGUGCGGAAACAUGGAUAUUGUGUCGUCAGUGAUGCAUUCGCCCGACGCCACAUCCGGUAUUGAUACUUCAACACUAUUUAUCGAUAGUGGCAGCAACAGUGUAGGUGGCGGUGGUGGUGGCGGCAGCAUUAAUUCCAACAAUAUGGCCGACAUACGAGGUCUUGUACAAACGCUAUAUCAAUAUUUUGCGCUGUAUAUAUUUUUUACGACUGUACCACAUCACGGUAGUACCCAUUACUACUUAGCAUUUGCUCAUUUACAUUAUGUGAGCAAAAUAUUUUGUAAAACUUUUAAAAUAAAAUCAUGUAAUUGAAAAGUGUGUUUAACUUCAAGUUGCACUAAAUUAAAAAAAAAA
Molecule: messenger RNA, 5438 nt
Organism: Ceratitis capitata (Mediterranean fruit fly)
Lineage: Eukaryota; Metazoa; Arthropoda; Insecta; Diptera; Tephritidae
Exons: 7
Coding region: 873-5396 (1507 amino acids)
Cellular component (GO): nucleus
Source: RefSeq, a predicted model, not a curated record